This is a messenger RNA of Drosophila nasuta, 871 nucleotides long. RefSeq names its product U-scoloptoxin(19)-Tl1a. The transcript is spliced from 3 exons. The record is from RefSeq and is a predicted model, not a curated record. Lineage: Eukaryota; Metazoa; Arthropoda; Insecta; Diptera; Drosophilidae. Bases 235 to 525 code for a protein of 96 amino acids.
AAAACAACGCUGCGUUUUCUAUUCGAAACAAUUUUUUCGUUGAAAAACAUCUCGAGCGUAAUUAGUGUCGCUCAGUGCUACGCAAACCGUGCUAUCGUGUGGAUUACUAUUGAUACACUCUGAAGAACAGUGUCGAGUGAGAAGUGAGACUACAAGUACAAGUACAACAAAAUUCAGAUCUCCAAUCUGAAAUUGAAAGCAAUCGAAUCGAAUCGAAUUGAAUCACGAGGCAGUAUGUCAAAUAAAAGCAACUUCAUUGGCCUGUGCCUGGUGGCGGCUUUAAUGAUGCUGCAGUUUGUUAGCGCGGAUAUCGAGACAAAUGAAGUGAAUGAUAAUUCUGGUGAUAUUUAUAUGCUGCAGGGUGUGCGUGUGUAUCCAAAUGAUCGUCAGUGCGUUCUGGUCGGAGGUCUUUGCGUGCAGAGCGGCGACUGCAACGAACCCACAACCAACAAGGGUCUCUGCCCCAGCAGCUCGCAUCUGGGUGUCGAGUGCUGCUACGAGUUUAAAUCGAAUUUGUUAGCGUGAUCCCAAACUUAACUUCCUUAAUUCCUCAUUCUAAAACAAAUUGAUUCCUAUAUUCAUAAUUAUUGAAUUGGUAUUAUGUCAAUGUGCUCAUAUCUAUUGUUUUCGUUUUCUUUUCAUCACUAACCCCAAACUACGUCUACGUCUUACCCACUUUUCCCACUUGUCCGUCUUCAACGAAAAUUCCCCGCUCAUCUAAUCCAAUCCAAUGCAGUGCCGGUAAGACCAGCGCCGUGUUCUCAGCACUUGGGCGAAUGCAAGGACACCUGUAAUCUGAGGUUGCAUAGACCUGGCACCGAUUGCGAGAAUGGACAAGUGUGCUGCCUGCUUGUGAGAUAAACACAUCAAA